Mycosarcoma maydis (corn smut) is the source of this 1662-nucleotide messenger RNA. RefSeq lists its product as uncharacterized. The transcript has a single exon. NCBI's taxonomy places the organism in Eukaryota, Fungi, Basidiomycota, Ustilaginomycetes, Ustilaginales. The coding region runs from base 1 to 1662 and encodes 553 amino acids. The record is from RefSeq and is a predicted model, not a curated record.
AUGGUCAACUCGCGCACAUCAGCAUCAUCGCGAACACCACAUGUAGUCGUCACUUACCAAGGCGAUGACGAAAUUGCCGACCAACAGCAGCACUCUUUGCUUCUACCGGACCGCGCUACGGGUGCGAGUGUGGGUGAAAAACGACAAUGUCGUUGCUGGAAACGUCUGGUGCUCGUUAUCUCGAUCCUAGCGAUUGGGAUCGGCAUCUUCGAAGCAGCUUUCCACGGCAAGGAAGCCGAAUCGCUUCAAGCUGCUAAAAACAAGAUCCAUCAGCUUGAACAGGAGCUCAGCAACAAAGUCAAAGGUGGCUACAACCAGGUUUUGGCGACCAUAUCACACGGCACUCCGUCCGACCACGUACCGAACGGCAAAGAAGCCGGGUUGAGCAUGGACAGAGAUGUGCAACGCGUAAUGGGAAAGUCAGUCAUCGUUCUUAAGACUGGCGCUUCGGUUCUAUUCGAACGCUUGCCGGUUCAGCUCUUGCUUGCACAAAGCGCAUUCCAGCCUCGCCUCGACGACACCAGUCAGAGCGACCAAGCUCGACCGUCGAUGCUCGUGUAUUCGGAUUCGGCGCUGCAGCUCGGCGAGUUCACAGUACAUGAUGCUCUUGCCAACGUGUCGUCGUUUGUUCGCAACAACAAAGAGUUCUCUCAACAGUACACCGAGCUUCACUCGCUACUGGACAAUGACCAGGAUCGAGAAUGGACCGCGACCGAAUUCAAGGACGGAUGGAAACUGGACAAGUGGAAGUUUCUUUACAUGUGGCAGGAUGCUUUUCGACACCAUCCGGAUGCUGACUGGUAUAUUGGGUAUGAAGCCGACACGUUUGUGUUUUGGAAGUCGUUGUUCAAGUUUCUAUCGCAACAAGACGCGUCUAGAGAGCACAUUUUUGGAUGUGGAUCGAUCCUGAUGCGAGGCAACGAGCUGUUUGCCAAUGGCGGAUGUCCCUACAUCAUGUCGGGCACGCUGAUGCGUUCUACGUUUGGUAAGGAUGACAAGUUUGCGUCAAAGUUCGACUCGGACGUAAGCACAAGCUGUUGCGGUGAUGCCGAGCUUAGUAUCGCGCUACGUAAACACGCGAGCGUACCGAUUGACAAGCUCGGAGACUCGGGAUCCAGAUUUCAAAACCAACGUCCACGAGAGAUCCUCUUCGAUGCAGACAAGUGGUGCGAGCCCAUCUUGAAUUUCCACCAUCUCAAACCACACGAAGUGGCGGUAUGGACGCAGAUCGAAAUCGACAUUCGAUCCAAGAAACGUGCCAACCAGACCAUCCUCCACUCGGACGUGUUCGACUACAUCGUCACCAAGCCACUCAAAAUCGCACUCGACACUCUAGCGCAAAACGAGACAUCAUCCCACCUACUCCCCACCAAGCAACACUGGCAAGCUUUCACCAACGCCGACCACGGUGUUCGUCAGGCUCGCCCUGUACCCGAUCCAGACGCCUGCCAGAAACAGUGCCUAGAAAGCAAUGGCUGCACCACUUGGCUCUGGAGCAAACCUAACAACCACGACCAGCACGCCGACUGCCACAUGAUGCACUACGCCGUCCGCAUCGGCGAACCGUACAAUGGCGCAGAACAACGGACGAGCGGCUGGAUCGCCAAGCGCAUCCACGAGUUCCAGCUCCAGCAUCGCUGCAACGAUCCCCCCGCCGCGUAA